Armigeres subalbatus is the source of this 1031-nucleotide messenger RNA. RefSeq lists its product as uncharacterized. Gene Ontology annotation, molecular function: DNA binding. The coding region runs from base 266 to 739 and encodes 157 amino acids. The transcript is spliced from 2 exons. The record is from RefSeq and is a predicted model, not a curated record. NCBI's taxonomy places the organism in Eukaryota, Metazoa, Arthropoda, Insecta, Diptera, Culicidae.
UGGAGCUGUUUUUCAACGAAAUUCACUGUGGGAGCAACAAUCCCGCAAUUACCGAAAUCGUGUGCUUGUGAGUAAAUGUUGGAAGGAAGUUUCAGCCGCAUUUGAAAUAACGGAGGACGUUGCCAAAAAGAAGUGGAAGAAUUUAAGGGACACCUUUGGCCGGGAACUAAGAAAGGUUCCAGAGUGUAGAUCCGGGGAUGCUGGUGAUGAAAGCGCCUAUUCUACCUGGCCCUAUUUUAGCAGUCUCCUUUUUCUUAAGGAUCAGAUGAAGCCAAGAAAAGCCAGCGGAAACCUCAAAACACCAUCUGCUGGCAGCCAGUCUACCGAGGUGUACGAAGAUGUAGAGGUACUGGAAGGGGAAGGGUCAUUCGAAAUGUCCGCAAAUAACCUGGAGACAUUCGAGGUUGCCGAAUCAUCGCCGCAAUCAUCCAAGACACCUCCAGUAAAAAAAUUUAAAAAGAGUGUUGGAAAGAACAUCCAUACCGCACGGCUGCUGGAUAUUGAGCAACGAAAGCUAGAGCUACUGGAGAAGAAAGUCACAUCACGAGACAGAGACGAAGACGAGGCAUUCUUCGAUAGCCUUCUCCCUCAUGUCAAAAAACUCAAUCCACCAGCAAAAUUCAAGCUGCGUAUGGAGCUACAGCAGAUUGUGCUUGAACAUGUAUAUGGUUCCACCAGCACUUCUGGAUCCGAGUCGACCGUUCGUUACACGUCCCAAUUGGAAGAUUUUAGUGAAUGAUGUUGUGCAUUUAGUUAUUUCUAUUAUUUUAUUAGUUAUUUUUUUCUUAAUAUAACUUUCAAAUAUACCAUUGAAUUCUCAUUACCUAUUCUUUGUUUGCACUUGCCAAAGAUAUAUACUCAUGCAAAAAAAGCUUUCAAUUAAUGACUGCAGGAACUUUAAUAGAAUACUAAGUCUAAAUGUGGUUCAUGUUACAGUUCGAAUAUAGAGUCAAUAACGAAAAAAGAAGAUCAUUAAAUAAUAAACAAAACUCUGACAUUAGCAAAUAGCGAUCAGCCCACUGUAGUUUGUU